Messenger RNA from Ostreococcus lucimarinus CCE9901, 405 nucleotides. RefSeq lists its product with no specific name. Gene Ontology annotation, biological process: endoplasmic reticulum to Golgi vesicle-mediated transport. The transcript has a single exon. Gene Ontology annotation, cellular component: TRAPP complex. The annotation marks the transcript as partial. NCBI's taxonomy places the organism in Eukaryota, Viridiplantae, Chlorophyta, Mamiellophyceae, Mamiellales, Bathycoccaceae. The record is from RefSeq and is a predicted model, not a curated record.
AUGAAGCUCUUCACCUUUUACAUCUUCAACGCCAAAGGCGAGUGCAUGCACUACCGAAACUGGGCCCGCGAGCGCGCGGGAGGGGAUGAAACCACCGAACAUAAAACCCUGUUCGGGCUGUUCUUCACGCUGAAAGAUUUCGCGCGCCAGCUGGACCCGACGGGUGGCGAACACGGCGCGUGCAACUUUUAUGCAUUCACGACGAACAACUACAAGCUGCACUACUUCGAAACCGCCACCGGGUUACGCAUGAUGCUCACAACGGACGUGCGCGCGGGUGAUCUCCAAGCCAUCAUGCGGCACAUAUACGCCAACAUAUACGUCGAGUACGUGGUGAAGAAUCCGGCGCUGUCGCCGCUCGAACCGUUCGAGUCCGCGGCGUUCGACGAGGCGUUGGACGCGUAC